ACCGCAUGGAUGAACUUCUCCGCUGAGGAUAACAGAAGAAUCAUCCAUGGACACCCUUGAAGUUGUAUGGAGCCUCUUCUAGGUGCUCAACAACCUGGAGCUCGCUGUAUCAAGCCGAGAUCCUCCUCCUUGCUCGGGGAUUCUUGAAAGAACAAUCGUUAUUUAGUGCGUCAACGGGCGGCUUCACAACUUGGGAAUAUGUUCGACAGCGGAACAUCGCUUUCUUCGCUCCUGACUCAGGGUUGGAGCCCUCUGGGAGCUGAUACGAAUUACAGGAAGCUUGAGCUUUACGAGAUGCAAUGGCACGCUCAGUUACCGGUUCAUUUGCAAGAUUUCCUCGUCGCGGUCGCGCCUUUCGGUGGAGCGAUCGCUCUACUGCGUAAAGACAGGGUUGGGAAACCAGGAGAAUGGAUUCAUGUUUUCUCGGCGGCUGGGAGUCCUAUCAAAAACAUUCGUUGGGAAGGGGGAGCGAUAUCGAACCUCGGGUGGUCCGCUUCCGAGGAAUUGGUGGUCGUCAGCGUCGACGGUUCUGUCCACGUCUUCCCCUUGGAUCCUCACAUCGUUAGAGUGAAGACCUCCUUCACACUAGGGAAAGAAGCCAAGGACCUCGGGGUCAUAGACUCACGGGUUUUCAACAGCCGACACAAUGGGAGCACUGGCGUCGCUGUUUUGACUGCUGCCUACAGAUUCUUCGUGGUGAAAUCCCUGCAGGAUCCAAGAACGAAUGCCUUGAAAGAAAUCGGACUCGACUCGCCCCCUUCUUGCUGGCAGGUGGUAUCCACUGCGGACAACCUACGAAUAAUCGUCGCUAAAGAUACCCUCAUCUACAUCCUCGAUGUGAACGACAGAUCUCUGAAACAAGUUUCGGUUCAUUUCGACUCCGGAAUAACGGCGAUCACUGAGAUGUGCUUGUCGUUCAAUCAGCAGCAGUUGGCCCUGUUCGCGGACACGGGAGCUGUUUGGAUGGGCUUGUCGGACUUGAGCAUGAAGAAAAGCGAGCACAAUACAAAGAAUCGAGGUCGACCGAAAAUGAUGGUCUGGUGCGGAAAGGAGGCGGUUGUGGCGACCUGGAACAAUCUCCUCAUACUGGUGGGGUUUGAGCAACAGGAUAUGCGAUAUGCCUUCGAUGAAGCCAUCCACGUUGUUGCCGAGCCAGACGGCUGCCGCAUCGUCUCCAACACCCGACAGUACCUACUGCAUAAGGUGCCGAACGAAGUGAACGACGUGUGUAAGCUUGGCUCUUUCGCGCCGGGACGACUUCUACUCGAAGCCUCAGAAGCCUACAGGAAACAUCUGCACACUGCCGAUGAUUACUUGGCAUCCAUCAAAGAAGACGACCAGUUGGACGUUGCGGUUGAGCAGUGCAUAAGAGCGGCCGGACAUCAAUGGGAUGAAGUCACUCAAAAAGCGCUCCUGAAGGCCGCUUCCUUCGGCAAAGUGUUCCAGAGCGAGCAGAAAGAUCCCGACGAAUACGUGACCAUGUGUAAAAAAAUGCGGGUUCUCAAUGCCAUCCGAAGCCCCGAGAUUGGAAUGCCUUUAUCUUUCCGACAAUUCGACGGUCUGGGCGAGCGGGUCGUGAUCGAUCGUCUCAUCGUGAGGCAACACUGGCCAAUCGCUCAAACCAUCUCAUCGUUCCUUAAACUGGGGAUGGAAAACAAGAUACUCGUACACUGGGCUUGCUACAAAGUUGAGCAGAAGCAUCUCAAGACUGACGAAGUUGCCAAGGCUAUAGGUGAACGUCUUGCGCAUGUUCCCGCCAUUCAGUAUUCCGAGAUCGCAAACAGAGCCGCAGAUGAAGGAAGGAAAGACUUAGCGGUUCUGCUCCUUAACUUCGAGCCUCGCGCCGCUGAACAAGUUCCUCUAUUGCUCAAAUUAACGAAACCCGAGGAUGCUCUCAUGAAGGCCAUCGAGAGCGGUGACGCCGACCUCGUAUACCAGGCCAUCUUCCAUAUGAAGGACCAUUCACCCGCCGGCUUCAACUUGAGUCUCCGGAAAUUCCCCGUGGCACUGAAUCUGUAUCUUAAAAUGUGCCGGGAAAACAAUAGGGAGAUCCUGGAAAACCUCAUCGACCAAGAAGAUGAUCACGCGGCCAUGGCGAAAAUAAAGAUGGAGGACGCGGCAGCUACACCUCAGCGAGAGCAGAAAUUGGCGCUCCUGAAGACGGCGUCGGAGCAGUUCAGGCGGGCACCGGAUGAGUUCUCGGCGAAACAGAUGGAAUUGCAUGUGAAACUAUUGACUAUCCAACAGAAGAUGGAGCAGAAAGAGCCUUCACGGCAGCUCUUCGGGAAAAGUCUCAACCAUACUAUAACGCUCCUGCUGAAGGAUGGAGAAUUCCGAAUGGCUGAAGAUCUCAGGAGAGAUUUUGCCGUCAGCGAUAAGCGUUGGAUGUGGUUGAGAGCCCAGGUUUUCGCGAAGGAAAAACAGUGGGGUGAGCUUGAGAAACUCUCGAAACUGAAACGCAUCCCAUUGAUUGGCUUCGAGGGUUUCGCGGAACUAUGCUUGCGAGUGAACGAUAAACAAGAAGCUUUGAAAUACAUCCUAAAGCUCAAGGAGGACUCCAAGGUUAAUUACGUAUUGAGGUUCACGGAUGGCGACAUCUCGAAAGCUGCUCGCUUAGCGUUAGAGCAGAGAGAUUUGGAAUGCCUACAUCUCCUCCGAGAGAAGGCUAUCGAGAAACCGAAAACGGCCUCGCUCGCCAAUGAGAUUGACGAGUUCAUUCUCACCCUUAGCGCCAAAAGAUGAAGGCAGCCUCCGGGUGCUACUUGGGUCAAAUCAAGGAGUUGAUGCAUUGGGCUGAUCUAUAGUCUCCCAUCUGAAAGUAAAAUUAAGCGCUAGUUGCAGUCCCGAUGGAGUCCGAUCAGACUUGAAUUCCAGAAACGAGAAAGUCAUGAUUGUUGAUUCCUCGCGACUCACCGAUAACGACGAGAGACGGUCGCAAGAUGCCGUGGGUUUACAAGAUGAGCUUGGGAUCCGGUCCAAUUUCCAAAUAAAUAACUGUGAUUUA
Molecule: messenger RNA, 3004 nt
Organism: Galendromus occidentalis (western predatory mite)
Lineage: Eukaryota; Metazoa; Arthropoda; Arachnida; Mesostigmata; Phytoseiidae
Gene: Vps16A
Product: vacuolar protein sorting 16
Exons: 16
Coding region: 199-2742 (847 amino acids)
Biological process (GO): vacuole fusion, non-autophagic; endosomal transport; intracellular protein transport
Cellular component (GO): endosome; lysosomal membrane; cytoplasm
Molecular function (GO): actin binding
Source: RefSeq, a predicted model, not a curated record